Molecule: messenger RNA, 1242 nt
Organism: Sphenostylis stenocarpa
Lineage: Eukaryota; Viridiplantae; Streptophyta; Magnoliopsida; Fabales; Fabaceae
Source: the annotation of a GenBank genome assembly
AUGUUUGAUGCGUUGUUCAAGCCCAAAUUCUAUUCAAAAUGCAAAUCACGGUUGAAGUUGAUAAAGAAGAGGUUAGAGUCUAUAAGGAAGAGAAGGAAGGCGGUGGACAAAUUUCUCGAGGAAGACAUCGUUGAUCUUCUUACGAAUGGCUUUGAUUACAAUGCAUAUGGAAGGCAGACUGCAGGGCUUCUCGGCGAGCGAAAUAUGUCGUCUUGCUAUGAACUCGUUGCGAAGUUUGCUAAUUGUGUAUCGAGUCAUGUUGGAGACCUUUGUAAGGAGAGGGAUUGUCCUGAUGAAUGCAAAGAAGCUAUACAGUCAUUGAUAUAUGCAGCAGCAAGGUUUUCUGAUCUGCCAGAACUACGCGAGCUCAGAACGUUGUUCACAGAAAAAUUUGGGAAUACUCUUGAACCUUACAUAUGUAAAGAGUUUGUAGACAAAUUGAGUAAAGUUCCUCCUUCGAAAGAAAUGAAGUUCCAGCUGUUGCAUGAUAUAGCGCAAGAGUUUUCUAUAGGAUGGGAUAGCACCGCUUUGGAGCAGAGGGUUCACUCACCGCGUCAGUUACGUGAAAAGAAGACUAAACAUGAUCCUCUAAAUGAUCAUGAUGAUAACAAUGAUGUAGCUGCCCCCAAGAUAUACAACCUGAUUACAGGGGGGAAACAGAGAAAUGAAGGAAACUGGCAGACAUCUAAAGGAAAUGAAAGCGACACCGUAUCUCAAGGAAGGAAGGAUAUCAAUGAUGCCUAUUGGAGGGUGCAAAGCAGCACUGACAAUGAAACAGCCUCUGACAAAUUAUCCGGACGAAAUGCUUGUUCAAGUUCAUUAGAAAGCGUAUCAGAGAAUGAAGCAGAAAUUAAGAGGUCAUUUUCAUUUUCCAAGAAGCUUGUUCCGCCUCCUUAUGUCAAAGACGAAAGGAAUUUGAAGAAACCAACGGAAUCCGAAACUCUACCCGAAAAGGAGUCAUAUCAUGAUGUUGUUUCAGAAAAGCCAAUACCAAGAUCAGUCAGGCGGAGACCUCUCAAACCACGACCUGACGAUAACAGUGUUUCAGAUUCUAAAACUGGUGACAUUGAGAAGGUGCUAGAGUCAGAGAAAGUUAAAGCUUGUCCUAUGCAACAAGUGGAAUAUCACAAGGAACAUAAAAAACAAAUAUCAAGUGUAUCUCUUGUGAGAGGAACAUCUCUUCCUCCUAAAGACACAAUUUCCAUGGAAGCAUUUCAUGUGCAUCGAAGAGCUAUUUCUUAG